AUGGUUGUCCAAGAGACUGACUGGCUUUCUGUCGGUCAUACUGUGGACUUGUUUCACCGCCUCGUUUACAGCCGGGCUGAACAUGAUGAAGGUUGCACAUGUCUCACGAAUCCAAGUACUACACGAUGCACCAUCGAUGAGUCUUUGCUUAUGGACUUAUUGCCCGAUGUUAUUCGCAGUCUUAAGCGCGACGGAACCUGCUCUCGUGACAACAUUUCCAUGUUACAAACCGAAAUCACUGGUAGAGUCGGCCCCUUAACACUAGGUAUGACGCCUCACUCUGCAGCUCGGACCAAGGCUGGAACUGAAUCUAGCUCAACCCCUUCCAUUUCAGAAGCUUCCGGCAUUGAGACUAUGUCUACCCAUAAAACAAUGAACGAUGUUCGUUCACUGCUGUUCAGUCAGUCAGACACGGUGGUUGAGUCAAGACAACCUGAAUUUCCACAACCAGCAAACCCGCUCAAACCAUCGAAAGAUUCUAAACCGUCGAGAAAGCCGGGGAAGAUCGCCCGAAUGAAGCUGAAACUCCUGCCGGACCGUUCGAAAGCCUUUAAGAUAGCAUGGGGUGUUUUCAACGAACUUGAAAGCAGAAAAGAACGAGCCAGGAACACUGGACUGUCAACGUCAUUGGUAAAGCGGUUGUUCAUUCGUUUGCGUGACGGGGAGAAAAUGAUAACGCGUAUCGGAAACAAGUUUAACUUGGCACUCAUCAGUUUCCGUAUUGAUGCAAUAUUACUAAAGUUAAAACAUAGGGAGAUAGCAGUCCGACACUGGAAGAUUAGCAUCGAUAAACACCCGAAAAAGCGCCGAAGAAUGAAGCAUCCUGAUGAAUGUAGACGACCACAGUCCGACACGGCACUUGAUGAGAUAACGCGAGAAUGCUAUGACAUGGGAUUGGGUGACGAUCUCCGAUCAGGAAACGACAAAAUGUUGAGAGAACAAUUACGCCGGUAUAUCAACGUUGGAGAGUUUUGUUCCAACCUGAUCAAAGAGCUUGGUUGGGGUGCAAUGUUAGUUCCAGGCCUGUUGAUUCGACAAGGCGAGCAGGAGCUCGUCAACAUAUCGCCAGCAAUUUUCAUUUUGAUGUCGCAAGUGAUUGAUGUGUCACUCAGUGUAUGGCUUCGCUUCAAGCCAACAGCAAAUGAAAAACCGGUUCAGGCGCUUGAGAGCCUAUAUACACAAGAAGAGCAAGAUCAACUACGAGAACUGCCUUGCCCAGAAAAAGAAGUAUUCGGCCAGACGUCGAAUAUCAGUAAUCAGUAA
Molecule: messenger RNA, 1263 nt
Organism: Fusarium oxysporum Fo47
Lineage: Eukaryota; Fungi; Ascomycota; Sordariomycetes; Hypocreales; Nectriaceae
Exons: 6
Coding region: 1-1263 (420 amino acids)
Source: RefSeq, a predicted model, not a curated record